GGUUUUAUCUCUCUCGGCCACAUUGCAGUAGUGUUCCGCUCUCCAUACUAAAUAGGAAACUGGACGUGAUGUGGAAUUAGAGCCUACCCAGCUGAAGCCACCCAACACUUACUACAAAUAUAGCCGCGAUGCGUAGGCCACAAAAUGGCUCCACUCACUUUUCCCAAUGAAAAGCAAAUGGAUUUAGCAGUUUUAUCCCGAUGCGGGUGUCCUUCCUCUCUGUAAAGUCGUAAGUACCUUGAGGUGGGAGGAGUAAAUUCAGCCUGACACUGAGAGCGCUUUUGUUGAAACAGGAGAGACUUGCGGUGUCCCUACUUAAAUAUGACACAUGACGAUGGACAGGCCGCCCGCCCCGCCGCCCCCCAGUGACCCCCGCGAUGCCCGCCCCGCCCGGCGGCACGACUCGGAAACGGAGACCACGAGCGAGCCGGAGAGCAGCCGCGGGGGCAUGGAGGCGCCGGCAGACCCCCAGCUGCUGCUCAACGGGGCGGCCAAGGAGGCGGGCCGGCCCUCCCCCGGGCCCCCCGCCGCCCCUGUGCCCGUCAUCGAGCUGGUGCGCCGGGGGGGCUCCCUGGACAUAAAAAGCCGUGAGGCGGCGGGGGAGGCGAUGCAGAGAGCGCCGGGAGCCGAGCCGUGCCGCGCCGCCGAGGCCGCCUGCGAGGCCCGCAUGGUGCAGCUGAGCCCCCCCGCACUCCCGCUGCAGCCCCCCGGCAGGGCCAUGCUCUACAACCUGGGCCAGCCGCUGGCCACCAUCAACAGCGGGUUUUUCGGCGAACCGGACUCCUUCUCCAUGUACGGCAGCAACCGGGUGAAGCGGAGACCCUCUCCGUACGAGAUGGAGAUCACCGACGGUCCUCACACGAAAGUGGUCCGUCGCAUUUUCACCAACAGCCGGGAGAGGUGGAGGCAGCAGAACGUCAACGGGGCCUUUGCAGAGCUGCGCAAGCUCAUCCCCACACACCCGCCCGACAAAAAACUCAGCAAGAACGAGAUCCUGCGCCUGGCUAUGAAAUACAUCAACUUCCUGGCCAAGCUGCUCAACGACCAGGAGGAAGAAGGAAACCAAAGGGGCAAAGUGAACAAAGACUCGGGGAUAGUCCAGGAAGACCUCCUGCAGGACAUGUUGUCUCCCAACUCCAGCUGUGGAAGCUCUUUGGACGGAGCGGCGAGCCCGGACAGCUUCACGGAAGAGCACGAGGCGCUGGAUUCGAAGCACACGCGGAGCCUGCACCACGCCAUGCUGCCCGUAGAAGGCACGGCACAGCGGUGAUGACCCUCACACUGCCCCCGAGGCGCCACGGGGCAGAGGCCAGGCUGGCUGUGCCGCUGCUGGAACUUGUGGGGUUUGUGACUCUGCCUUGCCCACCCUCCCCAGCCCCGCUGGCUGAGGACAAGACCAGCCCAGAUGGACGUUCGGGGUUUAGGUACGUGACCGUACAAAGAAGAAGAGCGCUGAAGUCAUCUUCGUUGUACAGAACUGCUCGGGAUGGGACUCUGAGGAGGGGAAGGAGACGUGGCUGGCGCCUCUCCAGCGUUUAGAGGGUUUUCAGACCACUUGGUGACCGUCUCUUUUCAAACAGUCAUCUGGGUGAGGCAUGGAACUCCUCUUUCACUGCCCACGGAGGCCACCGGCGCUUUCCAGCUCCACGUGUUGCUGGAAGCUGCUGCAUCACACCAGUGCUGCAGCACUUCUCCAGCCUGUGGCACAUCCAGCUGGUCUGAGCAGGAGCUUGGCCACACAUUCCUGUUGUCUGAGAGCUUUUGACUGUAUCUUCUUAAAGAGGUGAAAAAAUACCCUCAGCAAAAGAACUAUUAAAAGGAUUUAGACUAUUUCUUUUUUCUCUUCUUCUUUCUUUUUUUCUUUCUUUUUUUUUUUUCCCUUCCCUUUCUUCCUUUCUCUUCUAUCUAAUUUUGGAUUGUUUGGGCUUUUUGUAUUUAUGACAUGGGAUUACUUCUGUUUAACACUGUCAUGCAGUAUCCACUGAAUGAAAAGGUACAUAGGUGUUUUCUACCACCCUCCCAGUCCCUGAUCCUUCUGCUGGUAACACUCAGCAGGCGAAUUUCAAACCUGCUGUGAUCGCCUAGAGUUUUUCCAGUGAUUUCUGUGGGGCCAGAGCUUCUCUCAAGAAAGAUGAAUUUCAGAGUUGAUAAGGGAAGAAAAUAUUUGCUAGUGAAGUAUCUCUUUGGACUGGGGGAUUUUUAAAUUCAAAAAAUCAAAAAAAAAAAGGGCAAAAGGAGUCAAUGAUGUAUCAACAGUGUGCGUGUACAUAGGGUUAUAAAAAGGUUUUUUGAUGGUA
Messenger RNA from Sturnus vulgaris (Common starling), 2297 nucleotides. RefSeq names its product TAL bHLH transcription factor 1, erythroid differentiation factor (gene TAL1). NCBI's taxonomy places the organism in Eukaryota, Metazoa, Chordata, Aves, Passeriformes, Sturnidae. Gene Ontology annotation, biological process: regulation of transcription by RNA polymerase II. The record is from RefSeq and is a predicted model, not a curated record. Gene Ontology annotation, molecular function: RNA polymerase II cis-regulatory region sequence-specific DNA binding; protein dimerization activity; DNA-binding transcription factor activity, RNA polymerase II-specific.